This is a messenger RNA of Ananas comosus (pineapple), 1035 nucleotides long. RefSeq lists its product as uncharacterized. The record is from RefSeq and is a predicted model, not a curated record. NCBI's taxonomy places the organism in Eukaryota, Viridiplantae, Streptophyta, Magnoliopsida, Poales, Bromeliaceae. The transcript has 5 exons. Bases 1 to 1035 code for a protein of 344 amino acids.
AUGGUGUCGGGUGAAGAGCGAGAUCGGUUGAUUGACUGUUUGAAUGAAUUCAGGAGGUGCAACCCCCGCAUCUUCGAUGGGGAGAAGGUAGAUCAUUGGGUUGUAGAAAAAUGGUUGAUGCAUAUGGAGAAGCUGUUUCAUGAUACCUUUGUUGAGGAGCAGGACAGGAUGGAGAGGGAUUUGCGUGGUCUGCGACAUAGGGACAGGACAGCGGCAGAGUAUGAGCGGGAGUUCUCUCGGCUUCUGCAUUGUGUACCAUUUGUGGGCAGGGAUGACGAGGAUAAGGCCCGUAUCUUCAAGGUGGGUCUUCGAUUGUCGAUCUUCAGGUUGGUCCAGGCGUCGAAUCUGCCUAUAUAUUGGGAAGUGGUGAACUGUGCACUUAUUGUGGAGAAAGGCGUAGAGAUUACUAAAGAGGAAAUGAGAGGUUUUGAUCGAGGGAAAGGAAAAAGGGCGGAAAGUGCUUCUUGCCAGUUAAAGGAUUAUGAAAAGAACUACCCUAUACAAGAUUUAGAGUUGGUAGUCGUAGUUUUUGUAUUAAAGCUAUGGCGUCAUUAUCUAUAUGGUGAGCGGUGCGAGGUAUAUACAGAUCACAAGAGUUUAAAGUACUUGUUUGCACAGAAAGAACUGAACUUGAGGCAAUGCAAAUGGCUCGAAUUGCUCAAGAAUUAUGAUCUAACAAUUUUAUACCAUCCGAGAAAAGCUAAUGUGGUGGCGGAUGCGCUAAGUCGCAAGUCGACUCAGAAUUUGGCAAUGCUUGUAACCUCGCAACCACCAUUAAUAGAAGAGAUGACACAGUUGGAACUAGAAGUUGUGGCUCCCGACACACCUUUGCGGUUAAUGCCAUUAGUGGUACAGCCUACUCUGAUGGAUAGGAUAAAAGAAAAGCAAGUUCUUGAUGAAGAAUUGCAAAGGAACCGAUCAAAGAUCACUGAAGGCAUGUAUAUCCCCAAACCACCCCAACCGGUGUUCUUCUCAUGCUGGAAGCUGAGUAAACUCAGGCUUGUUUUGAAGUACUUAGAGGAGUUUGGAAAGUGA